CCUCCGAAUCUUCGCGGAGUGUGCGCACGCCCAGUUUGGGAUGAGCCAGGAAAACAAACUGAACGGAACAGGAAUGGGCAAUUGUGUAUUGUAAAAUAGUAAAUCACGACAGCUACGCUCACAGCAUCGUCCUAGAAAUUGGGAUUGUGUAGCUGUUUCUCUUUGGUUCUAACAACACGUAUAUUAAUCAACGGAAAUGCCGAGUAAUAGGACAGACAAAGGCGAGAGGUCGGAGGUGAGCGACAAUGUCAAGGUGGUGGUGCGAUGUAGGCCCCUCAACCAGAAAGAGAAAAUGAUGGGUCAUAAACUGGCCGUCAGUGUGGAUGAGAUGCGAGGGACCAUCACGGUGAACAAACAUGAAACAACCAAUGAGCCACCCAAAACAUUCACAUUCGACACAGUUUUUGGCCCAGAAAGCAAGCAACUAGAUGUCUACAAUUUGACAGCAAGGCCCAUUGUGGAUUCUGUACUGGAAGGAUACAAUGGAACAAUAUUUGCGUAUGGGCAGACGGGCACCGGUAAAACGUUCACGAUGGAAGGUGUCCGAGCUGUGCCAGAGCUCAGAGGAAUAAUUCCGAAUUCCUUCGCUCACGUCUUUGGCCACAUAGCCAAAGCUGAGGGAGACACCAGGUUUUUAGUCAGAGUUUCCUAUCUGGAGAUCUACAACGAAGAAGUGCGAGACCUCUUAGGCAAAGACCAAAUGCAGAGAUUGGAGGUUAAAGAGAGACCUGAUGUAGGUGUGUACAUCAAAGAUCUCUCAGGAUAUGUGGUGAACAAUGCAGAUGAUAUGGACAGGAUCAUGACCCUUGGACACAAGAACCGUUCGGUGGGGGCAACCAACAUGAAUGAGCACAGCUCCCGCUCCCACGCCAUCUUCACCAUCACCAUCGAGUGCAGUGAGAAGGGGGUGGACGGAAACCAGCAUGUCCGCAUGGGCAAACUGCACCUGGUGGACCUCGCGGGGUCGGAGAGGCAGGGGAAAACGGGAGCCACGGGUCAGCGGCUGAAGGAGGCCACCAAGAUCAACCUGUCGCUCUCCACCCUGGGGAACGUCAUCUCUGCUCUGGUGGACGGCAAGAGCACCCACGUGCCUUACAGGAACUCCAAACUCACCCGCCUGCUGCAGGACUCGCUGGGAGGCAACUCCAAAACCAUGAUGUGUGCAAACAUUGGGCCUGCAGACUACAACUACGAUGAGACCAUCAGCACCCUGCGCUAUGCUAACCGUGCUAAGAACAUCAAGAACAAAGCUCGCAUCAACGAAGAUCCCAAGGACGCUCUACUUCGGCAGUUCCAGAAGGAGAUUGAGGAGCUCAAGAAGAAGCUGGAAGAGGGCGAGGAGAUAUCUGGCUCGGAGGGCAGCGGGUCGGAGGAGAUGGAUGAAGGUGAAGACGAGGCUGGAGAGGGCGGAGAGCGUCGGCGCAAGCGCAGAGACAGUGAUGGCAGCAGCAGUGGCAACAGCUCCGACUCUGCCUGCUCUCUAGCGCCCCCCAUUGACGACAAGCCCCCAACUAACCAAAGAGGAAAGAAGAAGGUGUCUCCCGACAAGAUGGUGGAGAUGCAGGCGAAGAUCGAGGAGGAGCGGAGAGCCCUGGAGGCCAAGCUGGACAUGGAGGAGGAGGAGAGGAACAAGGCGCGCGCCGAACUGGAGAAGAGGGAGAAGGACCUGCAGAAAGCACAGCAAGAGCACCACCUGCUGCUGGAGAAGCUGUCGGCGCUGGAGAAGAAGGUGAUCGUGGGCGGCGUGGACCUGCUGGCCAAGGCUGAGGAGCAGGAGCGGCUGCUGGAGGAGUCCAACGCGGAGCUGGAGGAGCGCCGCGAGAGGGCCGAGCAGCUGCGCCGUGAGCUGGAGGAGAAGGAGCAAGAGCGUCUGGACAUUGAGGAGAAGUACACCAGCCUACAGGAGGAGGCCCAGGGCAAGACCAAGAAGCUGAAGAAGGUCUGGACCAUGCUGAUGGCCGCCAAGUCCGAGAUGGCUGACCUGCAGCAGGAGCACCACCGUGAGAUCGAGGGGCUGCUGGAGAACAUUCGCCACCUGAGCCGUGAACUCCGGCUGCAGAUGCUCAUCAUAGACAACUUCAUCCCCCAGGAGUACCAGGAGAUGAUUGAGAACUAUGUCCACUGGAAUGAAGACAUUGGCGAAUGGCAGUUGAAGUGCGUGGCAUACACUGGGAAUAACAUGCGGAAGCAAACCCCUGUGUCUGACAAGAAGGAGAAAGAUCCCUUUGAGGUGGACCUCUCUCACGUGUACCUGGCCUACACAGAGGAGAGCAUGAGGCAGUCCCUUAUGAAGCUGGAGAGGCCUAGGACCUCCAAGAGUGGCAAGUCCCGGCCCAAAACAGGACGCAGGAAGCGAUCCUCCAAGCCAGAGGCAGUAAUCGAAUCCCUCCUGCAGUGAGCACGAGGCAGAACAACUGUGUAGAUCUGGAGAUGAGGUGGCCCUAGGAAGAGUACUUAGUCUGUCGUAAACCUAAAAUCACCCAUGGAGAGAUUGCAAAAGGCUAUGUGUUUGAAAAAUCUCUCUCCAUGUGAUGUGUAAAAUAACACUACAGAACAAAAGUCUUAAAUCUUAGUACUCAUGCAUAACUCUGAACAGUGAAGUAGCUGUUGUGUGUGUUUUGGAUGGAUGGGUUGAAAGGUCAUGGGAUUCCAAGAGGCCUGUAAUAAACGUUAUAUUGUAAUUUGCUUACUGUUUUUCCAACCUGAAAACACUGAAUACCCUUAAAAAAAGAAGUUUGCUCAUUUAACCAUUUAGAGCUUCAUUGCAAGUAUGUCUGGGCAUCACCGUGAAUGAGCAAGGUUAGUAAACGAGGCAUUUGUUUUUAUUAUUUCAGUUAAUCAGGUCAUGAAGCUUGCACAAAGGGAAACAUGAACACUAAACUUUGUCAUUGUCUAAAUCUGAAUGCCAGAGAGUGAGAUGGAGGAUGGAAGAGUUGCUAGGAUAUGUUGACGUAAUACCCUAGAGUAAACAUGGGUGUAGAGAUCACCUGAUGUGUGGAAUGAGCCUGUAGUCUUUUACUGGACAUGGCAGUGUGUUUGCGCUGUACAUUUGUUUGUAUUUUUCUUUUAGGGGAAGCGGAUGUGGUUGCUUUGGAGGUUAACGUUUAAGGCUUGCAUGCUAUAACACCCAUCCCCUCCACUGUUCUGUAGUGCCAUGCAAGACUAGGUCAUUUUCAAAAUGUACUGUCAAGAACUGCUUGAUUUUUUUUUAAUUAUUUGUAUUAUAUUUUAAAAAUGUUUACAUGUUGUGUGCUUUCAUCUAAUGUAUAUCUGUUAAUUUAUUAAAUUAUUUUACUGAUUUA
This is a messenger RNA of Alosa sapidissima (American shad), 3302 nucleotides long. It is a transcript of the gene kif3a, whose product is annotated as kinesin family member 3A. The record is from RefSeq and is a predicted model, not a curated record. The transcript has 19 exons. Gene Ontology annotation, molecular function: microtubule binding; microtubule motor activity; ATP binding. Lineage: Eukaryota; Metazoa; Chordata; Actinopteri; Clupeiformes; Clupeidae. The coding region runs from base 197 to 2398 and encodes 733 amino acids. Gene Ontology annotation, biological process: microtubule-based movement.